Drosophila bipectinata is the source of this 1218-nucleotide messenger RNA. RefSeq names its product Odorant receptor 9a (gene Or9a). Gene Ontology annotation, cellular component: plasma membrane. The record is from RefSeq and is a predicted model, not a curated record. Lineage: Eukaryota; Metazoa; Arthropoda; Insecta; Diptera; Drosophilidae. Gene Ontology annotation, molecular function: odorant binding; olfactory receptor activity. Gene Ontology annotation, biological process: sensory perception of smell; detection of chemical stimulus involved in sensory perception of smell.
AUGAGUGACAAAGUCUACAAAAAACAAGAGAAAAAGGAGCAGGAGCCAGACCAGGUCGAGGAGCAGGACAAGUCGUUGCGUAUCCAGAUCCUAGUUUACCGCUGCAUGGGCAUAGACCUGUGGAGUCCCACCAGCGCCAAUGACCGACGGCUUCUCACGGUGGUGACGAUGGGUCCACUGUUCGUCUUUAUGCUGCCGAUGUUCCUGGCCGCCCACAAGUACAUCACCGAGGUCAGCCUACUGUCGGACACCCUGGGCUCCACAUUCGCCAGCAUGCUGACCCUGAUCAAGUUCCUACUUUUUGUCUAUUACCGGAAGCAGUUUGUCGGUCUGAUUUACCGGAUUCGAAGUAUUUUAGAGAAGGAGAUCUCCGAGUGGCCGGCCGCCCGGGAAAUAGUGGACAUGGAAAACGAGAGUGACCAGCUCCUUAGCCUGACCUACACCCGUUGCUUUGGUCUGGCCGGAGUCUUUGCAGCCAUCAAGCCGUUCGUAGCCAUUGUGGUGGCUCUCAUCCGUGGCAGAUCGGGCCAGACCAAGGUCCACCUGGAGCUGCCCCACAACGGGGUAUACCCCUGGGACCUGCAGGUGGUUAUGUAUUAUGUUCCCACCUAUCUAUGGAAUGUUAUGGCCAGUUAUAGUGCGGUCACCAUGGCCCUCUGCGUGGACACUCUGCUGUUCUUUUUCACCUACAACGUGUGUGCCAUCUUCAAGAUUGCCAAACACCGAAUGAUUCACCUGCCGGCGGUGGGUGGGGCUGAGGAGCUGGAGGGCCUCGUCCAGAUCCUGCUCCUCCACCAGAAGGGCCUUCAGAUCGCCGACCACAUUGCCGACCAGUAUCGUCCUCUCAUCUUCCUGCAGUUCUUCUUGUCCGCCCUGCAGAUCUGCUUCAUCGGUUUCCAGGUGGCGGAUCUGUUCCCCAAGCCCCAGAGUCUCUACUUCAUCGCCUUCGUGGGAUCGCUCCUGAUCGCUCUCUUCAUCUACUCCAAGUGCGGCGAGAAUAUCAAGAGUGCCAGCCUGGACUUUGGCAAUGGCAUCUACGAGAGUCGCUGGACGGACUUUGCCCCGCCCACUAAGAGGGCGCUCCUCAUCGCCGGUAUGCGCGCCCAGCGACCCUGCCAGAUGAAGGGAUACUUCUUCGAGGCCAGCAUGGCGACUUUUUCGGCGAUUGUCCGCUCUGCCAUGUCGUACAUCAUGAUGUUGCGUUCUUUUAAUGCAUAG